CGAAAGAAAACAAACAUCAUUAAUUUUUGCAAAAGAAACAUUUCAUCUUCUUCCUCUUUUUUCUGUCUCACACUCAUUUUCAGCUACAACCUUCACAUAUAGCAAAACCCAUUUUCACAUUUUCACCUAAACUCAUUUCUUCUACCAAAGUUUGAACCUUUCACCUUUAUCAUGAACAUUCAACCCAAAAUCGAACCUGGGUCAUCAUCUUCAACCAACCAUGUGAUUCUUGUUGAAGGUGUGGAAAAUGAUAACUUACAAGAUAAGACUAUCCCUGAUCUUAUUGAAGUGUUGCGUGGAGCUUAUCUCACAGAAGUUUUUGACAGAGUUGAAGGUGUUUUGGUGAGUAGAGAUGUUGGACUCAGAGACCAAACUCAACGCUUGCAGCAGAAUGUUGAUAUGGAGAGACUAAAGCUUCAAGAGGAGCUUGAAAUGGAGAAACUUGCAAGGAUAAAGGCUGAGGAAGAGUUAAAGAAAAGAGAGGAAAUUUUUCAGAAAGGGAAGAAAGUACAAGAACGUUAUGAAGCUUUGUUGAAGAAAGUGAAAACUGAUUUAUCUGAUAGAGAUACUGUUGUAGUUCUAAGAAAGAGGAAUAUUGAGUUGAGGGAACUGUUUGAGGAAGGUAAGAUAACUAUUGGAGAGCUUACAAAGAAGAAUAAUGAGUUGAAGUGUGAAGUUCAGAAGUUGAAAGAAAAAAGGGUGGAGGAUGGGAAUGAACUUGAUAUGUUAAGAAAAAAGAAGGUUGAAUUAGACAAUGAAGUUUUGGAGUUGAAUAAAAAAAGUGCGGAAGAUGGCAAUGCAAUUGAUAUGCUAAAAACAAAGAGUGGCGAGUUGGAGUGUGAGGUUGAGAAAUUGAAGGAAAAAAUGGUGGAAGAUGGAAAUGCAAAUGUGCUAAAAAGAAAGAACUGUGAGCUAGAAUCUAAAGUUUUGGAGUUGGAGAAGUUGAAGGAAAAGUGGCUAGAUGAUAGUACUGCUCUUAAUGAGCUUCGAAGCAAGGUUGGUGUAUUGGAGGAUGAAAAGAAUGCUUUGGCUGGAAUUGAAAUAAAAAAUAGUGAAUUGAAGGAAACAGUGAAUACGAAUUUGGCAAUUAUAAGCGAGCUGAGGAACGAAAACAGAAAAUUAGCGGAUGAGAAAUGUAAGGGUGAGAUCUUACUCGAGUCUUUGAACACAAAGUUCAGAACAUUGCAUGAAAGAGUUGCAAGGUUGGAGGAUGGUUCCAACCUUUCAAUGAGUGUAGAUGCCUCUGGUGGUGGAAACGAUGAGGGGGAUGGAGAGGAUGUUGGUGGCAAUGAGGUUGGAAAUGAAAUUGUGGAGAAGUCUGCUCCUUUGCAGAGAAACGGAGUUGGUCAUCACUCUCAUGGAGUAGUUGCCAGUACUCAGCCGCUGAACAAAGGGAGCAAAGAUGCAUCAUUAGAGUCUGAAGUCAAAGGUGCAUCGUCAGGUGAAAAGUCUUUGAUGGUGUACACAAGAAAACCCAGGAAAAUGGUUGUGAUUGCAGGAUCUAGUGGAGGUAUGGGAACAAUGAAAGUGAAAAAGGAUAUUGAGAUCAUUCACCUUGAUGAUGAUGACGACGAUGAAGAUUGGCGUAUGUCUCAAGGAGUACAUGAAAAGAAGGCUAUUUACGGACUUGUCGUGAAGAAUGAGUAUCCAAGUCCAUCGCUAGUAGUUCAACAAAAAACCAAGUUUGCAAAUGCAGUUGACACGGUCAAAAGAAAAUUUUCUUUCAGCGACAGUGAAACCUCCACUUCUUCUUCUUCUUCUUCUUCUUUCUCUGAUGAUUUGUCGUUUCUUGAUAAUCUUACAACAAGGUCCAUAACAUCACUUGCAAAAGAGAAGAAAAUGUAGUUAGAGGUCCAGGAUUAAUUAAACUGUUAGCCAAGGUAUCUAGGUUACUUUAUCUAAUGUUUGUUUGAUUAUGCUUAGUAUCUAUGUUUACUUGAUAUUCAUCACAGUGAUGAAAGUCUAGCAUUUGAAAUUGAUAACUUCAGUACUUUAAACAGAGAUGUGAAUAAAAUUGAGUUUAUUCUCAAAAACAUGCUACACUAGAAAUGAUAACUAGAUGACUCAAAAGCAAUUGAUGGUUGUUUUGAA
Molecule: messenger RNA, 2091 nt
Organism: Medicago truncatula (barrel medic)
Lineage: Eukaryota; Viridiplantae; Streptophyta; Magnoliopsida; Fabales; Fabaceae
Product: WEB family protein At4g27595, chloroplastic
Exons: 3
Coding region: 172-1845 (557 amino acids)
Source: RefSeq, a predicted model, not a curated record